UUCAAAACCCUAAUCAGAAAAAAAUCUUCACUCUUCUCUGUUUUUUUUCUUCUGCUUCGAAAACCCUAAACUUCGAGUGGUUGCUACGGUUACCAACAAUGGGGGGAAAGAGGAAGAAGAACGAGGGUUCAGGAAGCGACGAUGGCGAAGAAGGUUCGAUGAAGAAAUCAAUAACGAAGAAAAAGAACAAGGAGGAGUUGCUUCCUUCGAUGAUCAAAAACAAGGAGAAGAGAUCAGAGGUUCAUGCCAAGGCCAAGCGUCAGAAGAAGCUCGAGAAGCGCGCCAAGGCCAACGCUCGUGACGCUGCUCACAAGAGAGCUCUCGAGCUCGGUGAGAAGCCUCCGGAGAAGGAGGUACCUCGUACCAUCGAGAACACCAGGGAAUUCGACGAGACCGUUUGCAGGCCCGAUGACGAAGAGUUAUUUGCCGGAAAUGAUGCUGAUGAAUUUAGUUCGAUUUUAAAACAGCAACAAACUCCCAAGAUAUUAAUCACCACUUGCCGCUUCAAUUCUACAAGGGGACCUGCUUUCAUAUCAGAAUUGCUUUCAUUUAUACCAAAUGCACAUUACUUCAAGAGAGGAACCUAUGAUUUAAAAAAGAUUGUAGAAUAUGCAAGGAACAAGGACUUCACUUCUAUUAUAGUUGUUCACACCAAUCGCAGGGAACCAGAUGCUCUCUUAAUCAUGGGCUUACCUGAUGGACCCACUGCUCAUUUCAAGCUCUCAAAGCUUGUUUUGCGCAAGGAUCUCAAGAAUCAUGGAACUCCAACGAGUCACAAGCCUGAGCUUGUGCUGAAUAACUUCACAACACGUCUAGGGUGUCGAAUUGGAAGAUUGAUACAAUCACUUUUUCCACAAGCUCCAGAAUUUAAAGGUAGACGAGUAGUCACCUUCCACAACCAGAGAGACUUCAUAUUCUUCCGGCAUCAUAGGUACAUUUUUGAAACCAAAGAAAUUAAAAAAACCGAAUCUAAAGGUAAAAAGGACAAGGAUGGCAAGAGUGAGAUUGUUCCUGAACACAAAACAAUUGCCCGUCUUCAGGAAUGUGGCCCUCGUUUCACAUUGAAGUUGAUUAGCCUGCAGCAUGGAACAUUUGACACUAAGGGUGGAGAAUAUGAGUGGGUGCACAAGGGGGAAAUGGACACAAGCCGAAGGAGGUUUUUCCUAUGACUUGUUUGGGAACGUUACGUUUUGGAAGUCGUUUUUGCUGGAAUAGUUUUUAUCUUGAUGAAGAGGGUUGAUUAUCUUUAAGUUGUUGCAAUUUUUCAACUUAUUCUUACAUAAUUCUGGUGUAUUUUCUUUUCCUCUAUUUCUUUUUUUAUUUUGGGGCUAAAGUCCUUUUAUAUCUGUAAAACGGUGAUCAAUUUUGACCUGAAAUCCACUGGUGGUUGGGGGAAGAGGGAACAAAUUUUCAUGUUUCUUAUAAGCAGUAUAUUUUGUUAAAU
Gastrolobium bilobum is the source of this 1444-nucleotide messenger RNA. RefSeq lists its product as uncharacterized. NCBI's taxonomy places the organism in Eukaryota, Viridiplantae, Streptophyta, Magnoliopsida, Fabales, Fabaceae. Gene Ontology annotation, molecular function: rRNA primary transcript binding. The transcript is spliced from 11 exons. Gene Ontology annotation, cellular component: nucleolus; preribosome, large subunit precursor. Gene Ontology annotation, biological process: maturation of LSU-rRNA; maturation of 5.8S rRNA. The record is from RefSeq and is a predicted model, not a curated record. Bases 99 to 1169 code for a protein of 356 amino acids.